UUUCGACUCCUACGUGCAGGCAAAAUGGAACCCGAGGAACGGCCUAGCAAAAUUCGGAAGCUGGAUCAUAAUGAGGAACCUGUGUCGGCGCCCGUUGAGAACGAACACCCAGAUCAGCAAGGUCACGAGGAUUCCGCGAUACCAGAAACGCCAAACGAGGAGACGAAAUCUACCCAAGGCGAAGCAGAUACGACCCCCAAGUUGUCCAAAAACCAAUUGAAAAAGCAGAGACGUCUUGAGGCAUGGGAAGCCGGCCGCGAAGACCGCAAAAUCAAGCGCAAGGAGAAAAUCAAAGCCAAGAAGGAACGCAGGCGAGAAGAACGACGACAGCAAAAUGCUGAAGCUGGUUCCGGUGGAGCAGCAGCUGGAGCCGUUGUCCCGAAACCAAAGGGCCCUUCACCCAAGAGGGGGACUCAGGUUCCGAUUACAGUGAUCUUCGAUUGUGCUUUUGAGGACUUUAUGUUCGAUAAUGAAAUGAAGUCCCUGGGUUUGCAGAUCACGAGAUGUUAUUCCGAUAACCGAAAAGCGAAGUAUCAAACUCAUCUGGCUAUCUCGUCAUUUGGUGGAAAGAUGAAGGAAAGGUUCGAUGGGAUCUUGGCCAAACAGUAUACCUCCUGGAAGGGGGUGCGUUUCUUCUCCGAGGAUUUCGUCGAAGUAGCGGAGAAGGCGAAGGAGUGGAUGGGUGGAAGUGCAGGUGGCGCGAUUGCCGGGGCCCUCGCCGAACAGGACGACCAAAGUGAAGAAAAAGAAGAAGAAAAAGAAGAAGAAGAAGAAGGCGGCGAGAUUGUCUAUCUCUCUAGCGAAAGCGACGUCGUCCUGGAGAGACUCAAGCCGAACAGCACGUACAUCAUUGGUGGACUUGUCGACAAAAAUCGGCACAAGGGACUUUGCUACAAGCGCGCCCUAAACAGGGGCAUCAAGACGGCCAAACUACCAAUUGGCGAGUUCUUGCACAUGAAGAGCCGGCAAGUCUUGGUGACGAAUCAUGUGCUUGAGAUUAUGCUGAAGUGGCUGGAAUUUGGAGAUUGGGGAAAGGCUUUCAUGGAGGUUCUUCCAAAGAGGAAGGGCGGAGUUCUCAGGAGUGAACUCGAGGCAACUCCCCAAGCCGACAGCAUAGCAGGAUCAGAAGCAGAUGGCGAUGUGCGCCCAGAGGAAGAAGGAGAGCCUGCCAACGAUCUUGAUCAGCUUUCUGAUCACAGCGAGCACGAAGAGACGACGAAAACAACUGGUGAAACCAGCACGGCAUAGUUGCAUACCCCUUCUAAGGGAUAUUGUAAGAAUAGCAUAGAAAUGCCAUCAUAUUUUAUCAUGUGCCCCGCCUCCUGUACCACCACGAACACGC
Messenger RNA from Westerdykella ornata, 1342 nucleotides. RefSeq lists its product as uncharacterized. The transcript has 2 exons. Gene Ontology annotation, biological process: tRNA N1-guanine methylation. The record is from RefSeq and is a predicted model, not a curated record. The coding region runs from base 25 to 1248 and encodes 407 amino acids. Gene Ontology annotation, cellular component: nucleus. NCBI's taxonomy places the organism in Eukaryota, Fungi, Ascomycota, Dothideomycetes, Pleosporales, Sporormiaceae. Gene Ontology annotation, molecular function: tRNA binding.